UGAGAGUACCUGGUAGUAUUAUUCGGCGAGACCAAUCGACGCCGACCCCUCGCAAUCAUACAAAACUGGGCGUACUGAGGUGACGAGUGGGGCGAGGCGAGGUCGAUCGGACGACGUACGCAGACGCAAAGGUGUUGGUAGACUGAGCCUCGACCGGUGGAUUCCGAUCGGUCGAGACGCCGCUACAGUGCCGAGUGGGCUGCUACAAGAGGCAGUGUCUACGGGUGAGGCUCCGUGCUGGCUGAGUGCGUGCGCCUCUCUGCUUCCGCUUCCGAUUCUUCCCAAAUUCGGGCGCUCCGUCAGCCGCGGCCACACUGUCGCUGCGGCAUCCGGGGCUUAAAAGGGGGUGCUGGUUCUGCUGCAGGGGAAUCGCCCAUGGAAGGCUCCCGGGGGAGGUGUAGAUGGGGUGGCAGGCGCAGAUCCAUGCUAAUGGUGGCGCUGGCCUUGUGCUUCGUCGUGGGCGUCUCCCUGUGCUGCUGCGCCCGGUCCGGGGCUUGCAGUGCCAGUGGCUGCAGUGGGAGGAGUACUGUGGUGGCGCUCCGUUCAGAUUUUUGGAGACGAAGAACAGCAUCGUUCGGUAAUCAGGAGCGGUUAGGCGCCAGCGGGAGCGGGGGAGGACGGAGGCUGCUGGUGGUAGCCGGGCCGGGGUCGUACCCGCCGCGGUGCACGUCCAAGUGCGGCAGCUGCAACCCGUGCUACCCGGUGCACGUGGCCGUGCCGCCGGGGGUGCCGGUCACCACGGAGUACUACCCGGAGGCGUGGCGGUGCAGGUGCGGCAACCGGCUCUACAUGCCAUGAUCGGCGCAAAGAUGAAAACAAGGCCGGUCUCGAUCGGCACCUGACCGAGCCGAGACGUCAAGCCGCGCGCGGUGAGCUUACCGACGCCGAUCGACCUCGGCGCAAGCUGACGAGAGAGCCCGUCGUCGCGCUGCAUUAUUGCUCGGGGCGGGGGCCGGGCGGCUCGACCGCAGCUGCAGCUGCAGCAGUGCCAUGGCUGUCGCGGCGCGCCUGCCUCUGCCUGCAUGGGUGGAGCUGCAGGGGGUGGUGGCCCACUGGGCCGCUGGGCUCUGUUUCUGUGCGUGUCUUCUCUGAGCCGCUGGAAUUCGCACGGCCCUACCACGACGCGCCGGGGCAUGGGGGGCUGUACGGCGCGUGCUGUGCUGAGGCUGGGAGGAGUGAGAUACAGUGCACUGAGUGCAGCUCCUGCACGUGUCCAGAUCAUCUGUCGAUAUGGUUCUCUGUUUUAUUUCUUCUGUUUAGAAUUUUGAUUCAUUUUUGCGCUGGUGAUCUUCUUCACCGCAUGGCGUGUGAAUGAUGUAACACUCUACAAGCAGAGAGGAUGAUGCCGCGCAUUGCUAUUGCAGCAUGCAACAGACGCGAGUGCUGCUUAUUCUGCAGCCGCGACGUGUCAAAUGUGAUGUCUGUAUGACGGUGUGUCAAAUGUGAUCUGUGUGUUGGUUUCAGAGUCUAGACUACUAACCCAUAGUGUAAAAAAUGCUUUUAUAUUAUGGGACGGAGUAAGUAUAUCACUGCU
Messenger RNA from Triticum dicoccoides, 1534 nucleotides. Its product is annotated as EPIDERMAL PATTERNING FACTOR-like protein 6. The record is from RefSeq and is a predicted model, not a curated record. The transcript is spliced from 4 exons. Bases 376 to 798 code for a protein of 140 amino acids. Lineage: Eukaryota; Viridiplantae; Streptophyta; Magnoliopsida; Poales; Poaceae. Gene Ontology annotation, biological process: guard cell differentiation; stomatal complex development.